AUGGUUGAACGAGAUAAGCAAUUCCGAGCGUGGUUGCGGAAGAGACGAGAAAAUCCUUCCACAUCAGGACCUCAGCCCUUCGUGAAAUUUGGUCCGUCCGUUGUGAAUGCAAAUGCUUAUAGGGAUCCUUCACGCAAGUAUUGUUUUGGUGUCGAUCCUCCAGAACUGAAAAUUCCUUUUGAAAAGGAGGCUGAUCUUGAAAGUUAG
Molecule: messenger RNA, 207 nt
Organism: Rodentolepis nana
Lineage: Eukaryota; Metazoa; Platyhelminthes; Cestoda; Cyclophyllidea; Hymenolepididae
Source: the annotation of a GenBank genome assembly